Molecule: messenger RNA, 1596 nt
Organism: Folsomia candida
Lineage: Eukaryota; Metazoa; Arthropoda; Collembola; Entomobryomorpha; Isotomidae
Product: D-beta-hydroxybutyrate dehydrogenase, mitochondrial
Exons: 8
Coding region: 454-1479 (341 amino acids)
Source: RefSeq, a predicted model, not a curated record
CAUGCAUUUCAUUCUGUGGGGUUGACUAGACUAGAGGUUGAUGGCAGUGUGGAGUGGUUUUGGUUCUUGGUUAAGUUUAAAUACCUGUGUAGUUUUUAAUGGUUUUUGUGAUUCGGUGAUUUCAAUUGCUUUCGGUGAAUACGCACAGAGAAGCUCGGAAAUUGGGAAACACGGCAAAAUGUGAUCUUUAAACCAUAUCAUCUACAUGCACACAUAGAUAAAUCCCGCAGAAUAUGCGACAAUAAUUGGACACGUGAAUUCAUAAGGUCACAUCCUCCUGAGGAGAGACGUCUCAGCUAAUCAACCAAUUAUUGAAACGGGGACCCACGACGUAGUGGAGCUUGUACAUACGUACUAAUUCGUUGUGCCAGCUCUGUUACGUUGCCAAUGUUCAUAAAUUUAUAAGAGUGACAGAGCGAGUGGGUGUGUUGUUGUGACUCGUGAUAAUCAACCAUGGAGGGUCAAUUGCUCUGGGUGUUAAUCGUACAACUUUGUGUGAUUGUGUUUGUGGCGGUGUGCAUCUUAAUUUUCAUUCUGAAGAAAUUGGUGGGACGAAGUAAGGUGCCGACAGGGUCAAAGACCAUUUUGGUAACUGCAGCAGAUAGUGUAAUCGGGACUCAGAUAGCUACACAUUUGGCAUCCAUUGGAUUCCGGGUGUUCGCAGGUGUUAAUGAUGUUAAUAGUAAGGCAAGUCUGCGGUUGAAGACGUGUGGUUCUCCCUGGUUGCAUGUGAUCCCUUUGGACGUUACCAACAAUGACAGCUUGGCUUACACAAUCAAAGCCAUUGGGAGAAGCUUCCAUGCUGGAGAAAAGGGUUUGUGGGCAGUUCUGCACUUGGCUGGCACGGGUGUGAAAAAUAGCAGCAAAAUUGGUGGUGACGAUGAAGAACAAUUAAGGACAGCGCUUGAAGUUACUGUUGUUGGGAUGUACAAGCUCGUACAAGCCUUCCUGCCAUUACUUUCUGCUGCCAAAGGUCGUUUUAUAAUUCUUGGAGCGGACGACGGCAUGUCGCUUGGACUUCGAGUCUGGGGCAGCGGAUCCAUCGGAAUUACCCACGGUGUUUGGACAGCAGCUAGAUUUGCUGCUGAAGGAUUAGCAGGCGGCUUACGAGCAAAACUACGACCCCACGGAGUUCCAGUCGUCUCCCUCCACCCAGACGCUUUUUAUGCUCAAAGAUUAAAUGAACUUCCAAAACCCUCAGUUGUUUAUGAGCUGAGAACCGAAUCCCCAGUGCCCGGUGGAAAUUGGUCGGCCGCUACAACCCUUGACGAAUCUGUUCCAGAAUUUUUGUCGCCUUACGCAAUCCAAGCCGUUGAAGAAUCUAUUUUGAAUACCAAUCCGGACGAAUGUUACGUGUUGGCUCCUUCAGCAAGUUCAAGAAUAAAAAGCAUGAUGAUCGCUUUCUCGCCAAGUUGCGUGUCCAAUGCAGUGACCAAACAGCACAAACAUGAUAAGGCUGAACAUAUUAUUGCUGUUUAAAUAAAUUUUACUAGUUUCUGACGGAAAUAUGUAUAACAUAAAACGUUGAGGGAUAAAAAAAUACCUUGUAUAUUAAAUUGUCCUAACAUUUCGUUAAAAUAAAAUAGUUAAACAAGA